AUGGAACGUUCCGGAAAAAACAUGAAGCAGACACUACGCGAUAACAUUGCUCGUUUUAUGGAAAACGCCGGCGGACGUGAAGUGAUCAUCACUGAGAUGAAAGUUCGGCCAUCAUCGCGGACGCAUGUAGCGUCUUCAGGACAAGUUGGUUCGUCGUUCAACGAAUCACCUGGAACUCCAGAUAAGACAGUGGAUUCCUUCAUUGUUAGUAUCCACUGA
Messenger RNA from Gongylonema pulchrum, 219 nucleotides. NCBI's taxonomy places the organism in Eukaryota, Metazoa, Nematoda, Chromadorea, Rhabditida, Gongylonematidae. The record is from the annotation of a GenBank genome assembly.